Messenger RNA from Aspergillus costaricaensis CBS 115574, 620 nucleotides. RefSeq lists its product as uncharacterized. The transcript is spliced from 4 exons. The record is from RefSeq and is a predicted model, not a curated record. The coding region runs from base 173 to 484 and encodes 103 amino acids. NCBI's taxonomy places the organism in Eukaryota, Fungi, Ascomycota, Eurotiomycetes, Eurotiales, Aspergillaceae.
UUUUUAUUUCUUUCUUGUCCUUGUCCUCUGUGUUUUGAACUUUUCUUUGUUCUCUAUACUACACUUUCCUGCUACAUCUCACCGUUGUGGUUGUUGAUCCUUUCAUCAUCUCUCGAGUAUACCGAACUUCCCCUCCUUAUCUACUACUCUUACUACCCCUCCAACAGCCAACAUGCCUGCCUUCCUCAAGAACAUCAAGAACAAGCUCAAGGCUAUCUUCAAGAAGAAGAAGACUGCCGAGGAGAACCCCGAAGGCGCUGCUGCUCCUGCUGAGAACACUCCUGCCGCCGACAAGCCCGCUGAGCAGGCUCAGACCGAAGGUGGUGUUUCCGCCGCUCCCCCGACUCUCGAGGUGACGGAGUCCCCGGCUGGCGAGGCAAAGCCUGAGACGGAAACCCAUGCGGAAGCCGCUGCCGGUGCAUCUGAUGCCGCUGCUAAGCCCGCCGAGACUGCUGGAGACGCAGCUGACAAAGAAACCAAAUAAUUGCCCUUAGGCUUCAAGCUGAUGCAGCUCUCACUGCAUGCAUCAUCCACUCCUUCGCCCGUGGCAUCAUUUUCCUACACUUUGCAUCAUCUUCUCAUACCCCAGCAUAGACUGCGCUGAUUUCAUUUUGUUGUUG